Molecule: messenger RNA, 882 nt
Organism: Empidonax traillii (willow flycatcher)
Lineage: Eukaryota; Metazoa; Chordata; Aves; Passeriformes; Tyrannidae
Gene: YRDC
Product: yrdC N6-threonylcarbamoyltransferase domain containing
Exons: 6
Coding region: 1-756 (251 amino acids)
Biological process (GO): regulation of translational fidelity
Cellular component (GO): cytoplasm
Molecular function (GO): nucleotidyltransferase activity; tRNA binding; double-stranded RNA binding
Source: RefSeq, a predicted model, not a curated record
AUGGCGCGGGCGGCGCGGGCCCUGGCGCGGGCUGUGGAAGGAGCGGCGGGGCCGGGGCUGGACCGGGCUCGCCUGGUGCCGCUGCCGCCCGGCGGCGCGGCCGGGCCCGACCCGCACGGAUGGCGGGAGGCGGUGGCGGCCGCGGCCGGCGCGCUGCAGGCGGGCGGGAUGGUGGCGGUGCCCACGGACACGGUGUACGGCGUGGCCUGCCUGGCUCAGGACUCGGCCGCCGUGCGCAGCAUCUACAGCCUGAAGGGGCGGAACGGCGCGAAGCCCCUCGCCAUCUGCCUCGGGGACGUGGAGCGGCUCUACAGGUACUGCCACGUGAACGUGCCGGACGAGCUGCUGCGGGACCUGCUGCCAGGACCGGUGACGCUGGUCCUGCAGCGUUCAGAAGAACUGAAUAAAGACUUGAAUCCUUUCACAUCACUGGUUGGUGUUCGUAUUCCAGACCACUCCUUUAUGAGGGACCUGGCACGUGCCUGCUCGGGACCACUGGCUUUGACAAGCGCCAACAUCAGCUCCAAGGGCAGCACCCUGACUGUGUUGGAAUUUCAGGACCUGUGGCCUCAGUUGUCCUUGAUCAUCGAUGGAGGCCCCAUAGGGGACAUCUGGAGCCCAGAGUGUCGCUUGGGGUCGACUGUGGUUGACUUAUCUGUGUCAGGGAAGUUCUCCAUCAUCCGUCCUGGCUGUGCACUGACACCUACAGUUGAAAUCCUGAGGCAGAAGUAUGGCUUGGUACCAGAAUCUUCCUAACCCUUGGGAGUGGGAGCUGAUGGAGCUGGGCACCAUGUGCCUGUGCACUCAGAAGUGGGUGUUUGUGGCCUUGUUUAAUAAGGUCGAUGGGUUAUGUCAAGGUGAAUAAACAAAAGAUUAAAAGAA